Molecule: messenger RNA, 2010 nt
Organism: Pieris napi
Lineage: Eukaryota; Metazoa; Arthropoda; Insecta; Lepidoptera; Pieridae
Product: putative fatty acyl-CoA reductase CG5065
Exons: 12
Coding region: 235-1653 (472 amino acids)
Biological process (GO): long-chain fatty-acyl-CoA metabolic process
Cellular component (GO): peroxisome
Molecular function (GO): alcohol-forming very long-chain fatty acyl-CoA reductase (NADP+) activity
Source: RefSeq, a predicted model, not a curated record
GUUUACUCAUAAAUCUAAGUAGUAGUAAUAUAUAAUUAUGAUUCUAAUUAAAUAUAUAGGUAGUUAACUUAACAGAUUACUUCUUACCUCGAUCUGUGAUAAUACGUGUUUGUGUCGCCUCGAAGGCAGUCGUACUCAUCUGCGCAUGAGUAGAUAUUUUUGUAAAAGUUUUUAUAUUUACGCUGUAAUAAGACAUUUCAGAGGAAAAAUAAACGAAUCGCGAGACCGACAACAAUGUUUCGCUCUAUCCACUGCGUGGUUAAUAGUGCAAGAAAUGGAUCACGACACUACACGGGUUCCGGUUCACUGGAGAUAAAGUACCAACGAGUGGCAGAUUACUACGCGGGUAAAUCAGUUUUCGUCACAGGAGCUACAGGGUUUGUUGGAAAGGUAUUUAUCGAAAGAUUGCUUUCCAAUUGCAAGGAUAUAGAAAAUGUGUUUGUGCUGAUUAGACCUAAGCACGGUGCAGACACAGGAAAACGUUUACAAAAAAUAUUUGAUGUUCCGCUUUUUGACAAAUUAAAACAAACAAGACCUGGUGAUCUGAAGAAAGUAAUUCCCAUUGAAGGAGACAUUACAACAUCCCAGCUGGGUUUAACGCCAGAUGACAAAGAGACUUUGGCUGAUAAGGUGUCAGUAGUAUUUCACUCGGCAGCUACCGUCCGAUUCAUAGACAAAUUUCAAGAUAUGAUGAACAUUAACGUAGAGGGAACACAACGAGUGAUAGAUUUGUCUAAGGAAAUAAGAAAUUUAGAAAAAUUCGUCUAUAUUUCGACCGCCUUUUCAAAUUCACAUAUACAAGUAGUUGAAGAGAAGCUAUACACUCCUAAGAAAGAAUUAUCCGCAGUCCGACAAAUGAUACGAGACCAUGGAACAGAUGAUACGAAAGUAAAUGAAUAUGUCGCGGAUGUUCCUAAUACAUAUACACUAUCUAAGGGGUUAUGCGAAGAACUAGUGAGGCAAAAUAAAGAGUACUUACCUACUAUUAUAGUACGACCAUCGAUUGUUACUCCAAUGUACCACGAGCCGCUUCCUGGUUGGGUGGACAGUUGGGUGGCAGCUACAGCCGUCUUCAGCAAUUUAUCCAAAGGUCUCAAUCCGUACAUUUAUAGCACUGAGGACGUCGUUUGCGAUCUUAUUCCCGUUGAUUACGUUGCAAAUUUAAUCAUCAUAGCCGGGGCUAAAGGAGCUAUAACGGAUGACAUCUCCGUGUAUAAUAUAAACUCCAGUUCGGAAAAUCCUAUUACUUGGAAAGGCGGUUCUGAUUUAUAUUUAGAACAAAGCAAACGAUUAGGCUACUCUAAAAAGAACAUGCAAGAAAUAAAGGUAUCAAAAUCAACAUUCGUAGUGAAUACCAUGACAUUUAUUCUGCAAACAGUACCUUGUUUCUUUGCUGAUGUCGGACUCGUCUUAAGAGGAAAAAAACCUAGACACUUAAAAGAAGGUUCUCGUUCAUCUCUCCUACGAGAUAUUCUUAGACCGGUAACGUCUACAUCCUGGCUUAUUAAAUCGAAAAAGACCCAGGCCUUAAUCUCCACUCUGGAUGACCACGACAAGAAGAUGUUCCCAUGUGACGUCAACAACAUCGAUUGGAAAGAGUACAGUGCCAUAUUCUGCAGGGGCGUUCGGGAGUUUUUACUGAAAGGAAAAUAAGAUUUAAUUUUAUUAAAAAAGUAAUUACAUUUUUUUUUAUAUGUCCUUUGAGUAUACCCUCAUGUAGAGAAUUUCUAUACUGAAAGGAAAACAUUUUAUAAAUUAUACGAUUAGGUGCUAAGCGGCCUAGUCAUUGAAAGAUUGGUUAACGUAUACUUAGUUUGUUUUUGUGUAAAGUCGAAUGCGAUUACCGUAUCGCCUCUGGCCACAGAAUUUCGCUUUAAAUCCUUCAAUUAACUCUAUGUAAAUGACGCUUAAAGUAAUUUAAAAUACUGCUGAUCGUUGCGUAUUAAAAGCCAAUUCAUAUUAUUCUUAUUUUGGGUGUCUUCAGUUGAUUAAAUUUUGUAUACUUUCUUA